Messenger RNA from Alosa alosa (allis shad), 1816 nucleotides. It is a transcript of the gene psme3, whose product is annotated as proteasome activator subunit 3. Lineage: Eukaryota; Metazoa; Chordata; Actinopteri; Clupeiformes; Clupeidae. Gene Ontology annotation, molecular function: endopeptidase activator activity. Gene Ontology annotation, cellular component: nucleoplasm; proteasome activator complex; cytoplasm. Gene Ontology annotation, biological process: regulation of G1/S transition of mitotic cell cycle; positive regulation of endopeptidase activity; regulation of proteasomal protein catabolic process. The transcript is spliced from 11 exons. Bases 113 to 883 code for a protein of 256 amino acids. The record is from RefSeq and is a predicted model, not a curated record.
AACGUCAUCUCUAAACUCGCCGUACCUUGUGGCUGACAGGAGUUGAAAGCCACACGGUCACAUUUUAUGCUGUGAAGACAAUCUAUUUAUCUUUUUAGUGGGAAUAAGUAAGAUGUCUUCACUGCUCAAAGUGGACACUGAAAUCAAGACUAAGGUUGAUGCUUUCAGAGAACGAAUCACUGCAGAGGCAGAGGACCUGGUGGCUGCCUUUUUCCCGAAGAAAUUAUUAGAACUUGAUCAGUUCCUUAAGGAACCUAUCUUAAACAUCAAAGAGCUGAAGGAUAUCCAUUCAGAUAUAAACCUAUCUGUGCCAGAUCCCAUUCUGCUUUCAGACAUCCAUGAUGGCCUGGACGCACAAAAUGCAAAAAAGAGAAAACUCGACGAAUGUGCAGGAGAGGAUAAAGUGGCUGGAACUAAGGUAUUUGUGAUGCCUGGAGGGAUGAUGAAGAGUAAUGGAAAGCUAGUGGACCUGAUAGAGAGGGUCAAACCAGAGAUCAGGACUCUCAUAGAGAAAUGCAACACGGUCAAAAUGUGGGUUCAGUUGUUAAUCCCAAGAAUAGAGGAUGGCAACAACUUUGGAGUGUCAAUUCAGGAGGAGACUGUGGCUGAGUUGAGAACAGUGGAGGGAGAAGCAGCAUCGUAUCUAGACCAGAUAUCAAGGUACUACAUUACAAGGGCAAAGUUGGUAUCCAAAAUAGCAAAAUAUCCUCAUGUGGAAGACUAUCGUCGCACCGUGACCGAGAUUGACGAGAAGGAAUAUAUCAGUCUCAAGAUCAUAGUCUCAGAGCUCCGAAAUCAAUAUGUGACGUUACAUGACAUGAUCCUGAAGAACAUAGAGAAGAUCAAGAGGCCACGGAGCAGCAACUCUGAUGCUCUUUACUGAGUCCUACCCCUCCAUGAACCCCCACCGCCCCACUUCUGCCCCUUAGAGCUGGGGAAUCGGCAGUAGCUCUGGUCUGGCCUCUGAAUGUGCUCUGGUCCGUCGCUCAGAAAGCGUCUCAGAUGCACUGGACUGGUCUGAGGUCAGCACCUCUGUGUCAGUAAGGAAUCCAGUAGGGCCAGAGGAAAUAUGUUCUCAGAGCAGACCUUUGUACCGAGAUGCUUCCAGAACCAUUGGCCCAGGUUAUUUCAGAACCAGAACCAACACACAUAUACAUGUAUACCAGCACCCUGGCCUGGUAGAAACAAACUUAAUAUAAAGUUCCUACAUUGGCAUUGUAAAAUGUGGUCACAAACCCUUUAAGAGGCACUUGUAUGGUUGCAUUGGCAGAUGGUUUAACUUACGAGACGGGGAACUCCAUUCUGUCCUGUUUUACUUUCUUUUUGUUUGUUUUUCCCCCUAAGAAACUCAUUUCAUCAGAGUUUUCCUUUUUUUGAACAACAUGGGUCAUUUUUAAUUAUGUCUUCAAGCUUGUGAUUGAGUCGGCUUGUCUACUUGUCAACAUUAUCAAGGACAAGUAAUCGCCCUCUCUGGCCAAUACUGGACCCUCAUUUCUAAGACAUGAAGUAAGGAGGUGGAGGUCUUUUUAAGUGUUGUAGCUGCAGUGAUCACUUACAGUACUAUAGUACAUAAGUGGAUCACCCAUUUAUCGUAAUCCAAAAUGGAGACUUUUUGUUGUUUGCAUUUUACAAUGUGAAUUAGUUAGGGUGGUAUUAUUUUGCCAUCAAUUAAGUACAGUGUAAUGUACAUGAAAUGAAACUUGUUUUAUUUUGCUGAGCUGCCGUACGGUCCUAAAUGCUAUCAAGUGUUUUUGUUUGUUUUGUUUUAAGAGUGACAUGUUUUACUCAAUAAAAAGAUUUUUACAAUAUAAAUGAC